CUUUUGUCGUGUUCCACGCAAAAUAAAUAAUAAAAGAAAUUAACACACACUACUGCGUUUCACAGAGACACCAUUUUUACGGCCUUGACUCCAUUGCUUUGCUUCGUCGUUACCUUUUUGUCCUGUUGUCUACUCUUUACCAACAAAGUUUAAGAGUGAGAAAAUUUUCAGAGAAAAAAAUUGUGGAAUGAUGGAGUGGGAAAAGCAGCCGCCUCGGACAACGGAAGAGGCGAGCGGCGGCGGCGGGAGCGGGGUGUUUGUGAAGGUUAUGACCGACGAACAAAUGGAGGUUCUCCGGAAGCAGAUAGCGAUUUACGCCACCAUUUGCGAGAAGCUCGUCGAGCUACACAAAUCCCUCACCUCCCAGAACGAUCUUACUGGAGUGAGGCUCGGGAACCUGUACUGCGACCCCUUGAUAGCCAGCGGGGCCCACAAGAUGAGCGGCCGCCAGCGGUGGACCCCAACUCCACUGCAGCUCCAGAUCCUUGAGCGGAUGUUCGACCAGGGGAUCGGGACCCCAAGCAAGCAGAAGAUUAAAGAGAUCACGGCCGAGCUUUCCCAGCACGGCCAAAUAUCCGAGACCAACGUCUACAACUGGUUCCAGAACAGGCGGGCCCGCUCCAAACGCAAGCAGCAGGUGGCCCCAUCCACCAAUGCAAACGACUCAGAGGUCGAGACUGAGGUCGAGUCCCCUAACGACAAGAAGAGCAGGCCGCCACCCGAGGAUGAGUUCCAGCCUCAGCAGCAGCAGCACAUACGGGCCGCCGCAAGGCCCGAUCACGAGCUCUGCUUCCAAAGCCCACAGGCCCAGCCCGUGGACAUGCAUGAGCCUCCUCCCCUGCCCACCCAGGAGGGAAGCUCCAAGUUCGGGGGGGCCGUGAGCCAGAUGCCGUUCUAUGGGGGUAUGCUGUCUAAUACGAGAAUGGACCAGUUCAUGGGAAAGAUGGAAGUACCAGGGAGCUAUAAUCCUUAUUUGCAGCAAGAUGGGUACAACAUGGGGGGAUGAGCAUAAAAUUUACUAUCUAAAACCAUCUUUUUUUUCUUACAAUACUCAUAUUAUAGUUUCAGCCUAUAAAGCCAAUCAGCGGUCUUUACACGAGCUGGGAGCUGACCGUCUCGUGUUCUUGGAGAUUCCGAGCCUGAACAUGAAGAUGGACUUAUCUAGCUAGCAAAUUAUUGGUACUAUUACCAAUUAAAUUAGUAUAUGAAUCGAACUUCUUUUUUCCUGCUUUAAUCUCUCUUUUCUAUCAUCAUGGUGAUUUGGUUAAGUCCAGAGUUUUUUGCGUCAGUAUUAUUUCGGGCCUUAUAUAUUCUAUUUCGACAUCCGCAUUGUGUAUCUUACUACCUUUCCCAGAUUAACAAUUGUCUGAUUUUUAUUGGUUUAUGCUACUAUUUCAGCAAAAUAAAGUUCCUGAUGAUAUGAGCACAAAAGUAUAAAAUAAAAUGAAAAUUAUCUGCAAAUGGGCCAGCAGGUGAAUUUUUGUA
Messenger RNA from Striga asiatica, 1485 nucleotides. NCBI's taxonomy places the organism in Eukaryota, Viridiplantae, Streptophyta, Magnoliopsida, Lamiales, Orobanchaceae. The record is from the annotation of a GenBank genome assembly.